CGUUACUGUGGAGCUAGUCCCGCCUUUUCAGAGAGAAAGAAACAGACGGUGAGGGGAAGAUCAAGUACUUAUGCCACUUCACUGCUGGGCAAUGACCCUUUAUCCCCGUUAAGUCCCGAGCAGUGUUGGCGCAAACUAGUCCGAGCUAUCUAAUCUACCUUUAAACUUUUUGUUGUGUUUUGGGGCGCGUUUUUUUUUUCGUCUGGACAACAUCUCUCAGUCGGAAACUAAGAGGAAACAAGGUGGUUGACAACCUCUGCUGAGUGACCCCCUAUCGACCUCCACGCGCUCUCCACCUCUGCAUGAUGUCAUCUCAGGCUAAGCCUGUCCCAGGGCCACGACCAGUGACCCCUCCACUGGUCUCUCCAGGAUCUCCACGUUCCCCAGAGUCACCAGAGUCCCUGCAGGCUCCAGCCUGCAGACGGAGAGCCCGCUCGCCCUCCCCCAUGAGAGGCUACCUCAUCCCCAGCCCUCUGCCCACACGCAGGAACAGGACCUGCUCAGCGACGGCUCGUGCGUCAGAGGGUCCAGUAUUUACUGGUGUGUGUAAAUGUUUUUCCCGCUCCAAAGGCCAUGGCUUCAUCACGCCAUCGGAUGGAGGGAACGACAUCUUUGUCCAUAUCUCAGACAUCGAGGGAGAGUACGUGCCAGUGGAAGGUGACGAGAUGAGCUACAAAGUGUGCUCCAUCCCUCCAAAACUUGAGAAGGUCCAGGCGGUCGAGGUGACCAUAACUCAUCUCAAACCGGGAACCAAACAUGAGACCUGGUCGGGACACGUCGUCAGCCGCUGAAAGCUGAACCUUGCAGGCAUUCCACUUUGCAGCGUUGGAGAGCAACCUGCUGUGGUGACAGCAGAACUUACGUGGAGGGUUGAAGAGCAGGAAUUGUGCUGAUACUAUAGGAGACCUCCAUGCUACGUAAUCUAGCACCAUGGGGUUAUUUUGCAGGCAUCCUAUGUGUGCUUGCAUCUACCCAGAGGACGUACAGCUCUGUUUGUGCCUAUGUAAUCAAAUCUGUUGUCUGUGUGUGACCACGUGUGGAUGGCUGUAUAAGUUAAAUAAAGCAUUUUCAGCUGGCA
Monopterus albus (swamp eel) is the source of this 1078-nucleotide messenger RNA. It is a transcript of the gene carhsp1, whose product is annotated as calcium regulated heat stable protein 1. The record is from RefSeq and is a predicted model, not a curated record. NCBI's taxonomy places the organism in Eukaryota, Metazoa, Chordata, Actinopteri, Synbranchiformes, Synbranchidae. Bases 303 to 791 code for a protein of 162 amino acids. Gene Ontology annotation, cellular component: cytoplasm. Gene Ontology annotation, molecular function: mRNA 3'-UTR binding. Gene Ontology annotation, biological process: regulation of mRNA stability. The transcript has 6 exons.